This is a messenger RNA of Vigna umbellata (rice bean), 1307 nucleotides long. Lineage: Eukaryota; Viridiplantae; Streptophyta; Magnoliopsida; Fabales; Fabaceae. The record is from RefSeq and is a predicted model, not a curated record.
GUUUGUUUCUCUCAACUUUCAAAAUCAAACAAAAAAAACCGUAACGAACUCUUCAAGUUCCACCGAGAAACCGGUGUCAUUUGUAUUGCUUGUCAGAGUUAGUGACUGAAUCAGCAUCCAUGGACGAGUUGGGUUCCGCCUCAUCUCCGUCGCGCCCGGUGACUGUCGACGGGGCUGGCGAGGACGCAGCGCUGGCGAAGUCGCGGUUUCUGACGCGGAAGGAGGUUCUCCAGCGGCGGCUCCGGCGAGUGAAGCAGCUAGGGCGGUGUUAUCGGGCCCACUAUUGGGCCCUAAUGGAGGAGCUGAGGUCCAAGUACAGAGACUACAGCUGGACCUACGGGAAGAGCCCUUUCAAGGAGGGUCACAACGAGGGUGAGAAUAACAAUCCAAACGGCGUCAUCACUGGCGUCGGUGGCGGCGACGAUAUCAUGCGGUGUCGUUUUAGCGGCUGCAAGACUAAGGCCAUGGCUAUGACGAAAUACUGUCACGCGCAUAUACUGUCCGAUUCCAAACAGAAGCUUUAUCAGGGAUGCAGAGCUGUUGCCAAGAAUUUGCCAACAGGGCCUUCAUUUUGUAAUAAGCCAGUAUUGAAAUCUGUGGUUCCUGCUGCAUGCCCAACUCAUCAUCAAUUUGGUGAAAGGUGUUUAUCUCGUGCAUUAAGAAGGGCUGGGUUAGGGAAUCCUAUCCCUAAUAAUCGUAAGCCUACACCGAAGUUUCAUGUACUAGUUUCUGAAUUUGUCCACCAAAUUCAAAAGAAACGAAAGCUUGCAUUGAAGGAAACUGCUCUCAAAGUUGAGACUGAAUAAGAAAUCAUGUGUUUGCAGAUGCUGGUUGAUGCAAGUUACUCAUUAUGAAUAUGUUGUUUAGUGACAUGAUACGGUCUUGUUGGAGAGACAAAGAAACGAUUAUUAUCUGAGGACCCAAUCCCCACCUUGUAUUUAUAGGACCCAUUAAUUAUAUUUAAUAAAAGUUCGUCACUCUCUAGCAUGGCCAUACUGUUCAACAACAUAAAAGGAUCCAAUUCUUGUCAUGUAGUUUCUUCUGUUACAUGAUGGCUUUUAAAUUUUUUAAGUGCUAUGGUGUUGCUGUCCGGAUUUCUUCAUUUAAUUAUUUACCUAUUAUUUUUAAGAAUGAUUUUUAUUGCAUUAUCUAAUGGUUGGCCUUUCACAAAUAUCUUAAAGGCCAUUUCCAUUAAUUCAUGGAGAAAAAGAACUUCUGGUUAUUUGAGUGGUGUCUAAACAUAUCUAUGGAAGUAGGUGCACAGCCAGAUGGUUCUGAAGUGAAAGGAGUAGUUCUGAGAAUAAAAA